This is a messenger RNA of Drosophila rhopaloa, 1223 nucleotides long. RefSeq names its product ATP-dependent RNA helicase glh-2-like. Lineage: Eukaryota; Metazoa; Arthropoda; Insecta; Diptera; Drosophilidae. Gene Ontology annotation, molecular function: nucleic acid binding; zinc ion binding. The transcript is spliced from 2 exons. Bases 14 to 226 code for a protein of 70 amino acids. The record is from RefSeq and is a predicted model, not a curated record.
UUCUGGUCAGGAAAUGAAGUGUUAUAAUUGGCGUCAGCCAGGGCAUAUGAUUAAAGACUGCAACAAACCAAUACGUCCGCCAAAUAGUUGCUUCACAUGCGGAGCCAUGGAUCAUCAGUUUCGAAGCUGCCCUAAACGUGCGACUGGAAAGCUGCAACAGACGGUAGCACAUCUGGAGGAACAACAAUCUGUCGCCGACAUACUUGGUAAACAUUUACCCUGUUAGUUUUAUAAACAAGUCGAAUUUACCAAAGGAUGUAACUUUUGCUAAACCAAUUACGAGUCAGUAUCACGGAAUUUGCGGACCAAAAAUAAUAUUGUGUGGAACAAUGACCUGUUAUUUUAAGUUUAAUCAAAGAAUUUAUGAAAUCGAAGUUUUUGUAGUAUAUAACGAUGUAUUACCGGUAGCUAUGAUACUGGGUAGAAAUGCUCUUAGUGUACUCAACCUAAAAUUAAUGCAAAGUAAUUUGGAAACGUCAUUAAUGAAUAUUAAUAAAUUUGAUUUAAAUUGUUAUUGUGCAUCUUUGUUUCAAAACGAAAUAGAUACUAAGCUGGAAAAUCAAAUAAGCAAUUACGAAUUAAAAAUAGAUAAUACUUUAAAUGAUCAAUGGAUGAGAGAUAUGGAUUAUUUAUGUGCAGGUGUAACGUCAGAUUUAAAUACAAAUUUAGAUAUUGGAAGUGAGUUUGGAUUAGAUAAAAAGGAAGAAUGUUAUAACUUGAUUUGUAGUAAAUAUUUAAACAUGUUAAGUAGGGAAUUAACCGAACCAGUUUGUAAGAUGAGUAUAAAGCUAACUAAUGACAUUCCAUUUCAUUUUAAGCCUAGACGAUUAUCGUACUUUGAGAGAGACAAAGUUUCGGAAAUUAUUGAGGAGUUGUUACACACUAAUAUAAUUCGCCCGAGUAAUUCACCUUUUGCUUCUCCUAUUGUGUUAGUUAAAAAAAUGUCAGGUGAAAUCAGGAUGUGUGUGGAUUACAGAAGUCUUAAUAAGUUAACAGUUCGUGAUAACUUUCCUUUACCUUUAAUUGAAGACUGCCUUGAAUAUUUAGAGAACAAAAAUUGUUUUUCAGUUAUUGAUUUAAAAAGUGGGUACCACCAAGUAUGCGUCGAAGAACAGUCUGUAAAAUAUACAUCAUUUGUAACGCCGCAAGGACAAUUUGAAUAUUUGCGCAUGCCAUUCGGGUUAAAAUAUGGUCCGUCAGUAUUUCAACGUUUCAUAUCCAAU